Molecule: messenger RNA, 2712 nt
Organism: Rhodofomes roseus
Lineage: Eukaryota; Fungi; Basidiomycota; Agaricomycetes; Polyporales; Fomitopsidaceae
Product: glycoside hydrolase family 89 protein
Exons: 3
Coding region: 184-2409 (741 amino acids)
Source: RefSeq, a predicted model, not a curated record
CAUAUGCCCUUGCUCGCUCUUGUCUGCCGCAUCCGUUUUGAUGGAACGUAUCGGCCUCUGUAUCGCCGGGGCUCUUUCGGCACGCACACCCUUCGCAGACCUGACUGAAUCUGAUGCUUCUCUGCCGUCCCUCGCCCGCUAUAUCAGGUCCGUCGUACCAGCGGCCUUCCAGGAUCCCUCGCGAUGCGCCUCUCCCUCGUGCUGCUCGCGUCCGGCGCGCUUCUGGUGCAUGCUGCGACGACGAGUCUCGACGGGAUUUAUGCGCUAGUCCAGCGCCAGAUCCCCCAGCAUGCGAACUCGUUCACCUUCUCGCUGAUCGACGGCGGCGGCGACUCCUUCGCGAUUAGCGAUCCCGCCUCCGGGGACGGCGUUUCCGUGCAGUGUACGACCGUCAGCGCGUGUGCGAGGGGCCUUUACACAUAUGUGACGCAGUUUGGCGGCGUGGACAUCUGGUGGACCGGGUCGCGCCUGAGCCAACUGUCGUCCACACUCCCAAAAGUGGGCACUCCGGUCAACGGAACAGCAAUCGUACCUUAUAGGUAUCAUUUUAACACUGUCACCUUUGACUACACGGCUGCUUUCUGGAGCUGGGACCAAUGGCAGGCCGAGCUUGACUGGCUCGCCCUCCGCGGUGUGAACCUCCCCCUCGCUUGGGUGGGUUACGAGUAUACUCUUAUUCAGGUCUUCCAAGAGGUCGGACUCAGUGACGAGGAUAUCUCGUCCUUCCUCUCAGGGCCUGCCUUCCAGGCAUGGAAUCGCUUCGGGAACAUCCAGGGGAGUUGGGGCGGCCCACUGCCCACACAAUGGAUCGACGACCAAUAUUCCCUUCAGAAGCAGAUCGUCGCGCGCAUGUACGAGCUCGGUAUGACGCCCGUCCUGCCCGCCUUCACAGGCUUCGUCCCGCGCGCAUUCGCGGACCUCUACCCGAGUUCAUCCAUCAUCAACGGGAGCCAGUGGAGCGGCUUCCCCGCAGACCUCACAGACGUGACCUUCCUGGAGCCGUGGGACGAUCUCUUCACGACGAUGCAGACGUCGUUCAUCAACAAGCAGCAGGCGGCCUUCGGCGAGAACGUCACGCACAUCUACACGCUCGACCAGUACAACGAGAACAACCCGUACAGCGGCGACACGGGCUACCUCGCGAGCAUCUCGAACAAUACCUUCGCGGCGCUCCGCGCGGCGGAUGCGGAGGCGGUCUGGAUGAUGCAGGGCUGGCUGUUCUUCUCGAGCGAGUCGUUCUGGACGGAUGAGCGCAUCUCUGCGUACCUUGGCGGUGUGUCCGGCGAUGAUUCCAUGAUCGUGCUGGACCUGUACUCCGAGGCGCAGCCGCAGUGGCAGCGGACGAAUUCGUACUACGGAAAGCAGUGGGUGUGGUGCGAGCUCCACGACUACGGAGGUAACAUGGGGAUGGAGGGCAAUAUGCCCGUACUCGUCUCCGACCCGCUCUCUGCUCUUGCGUCCUCCCCGAACAUGAAGGGCAUCGGUCUGACGAUGGAGGGUCAAGAGGGGAACGAGAUCGUCUAUGACAUCCUCCUUGACCAAGCCUGGUCGUCUACGUCGAUCAACAUCAGCGCAUACACAGAGGCCUGGGUCGCACGCCGAUAUACCGUCAGCCCAUUGCCUGCUGCUGCACAGACCGCGUGGCAGAUCCUCAGUAGCACUGUGUACAGCAACAGCAACCCCGACACGCAGGCGACUAUCAAAGGCAUCCUCGAGCUGGAGCCCGCAACUUCAGGCCUGACAGAUCGUACUGGACAUCAUCCCACUGAGAUCACGUACGACACCAACACGACAAUCGUGCCCGCGCUUCAGAACCUCGUCCAAGCCGCCACGGAGAACCCUGCGCUGCUCAAUGUGCCCGAGUUCGUCUACGACCUCGUCGACACCGCGCGGCAGCUCCUCGCGAACCGCUUCAUCGACGCGUACAACGCGCUCGUUUCGACAUACUCCUCCGGCGGAUCCGCCGCGGCCAUCAACGCCACGGGCCAGCCGCUCCUCACGAUCCUGCGCGACCUCGACACGCUCCUCUGGACGGACCAGAACUUCCUGCUGCCGACGUGGCUCUCCGCCGCGCGGAGCCUCGCGGGGGACAACACGACGUACGCGGACUACCUCGAGUACAACGCGCGGAACCAGAUCACGCUCUGGGGCCCGGACGGCGAGAUCAACGACUACGCGUCGAAGCAGUGGGCGGGCCUCGUCGGCACGUACUACUACCAGCGCUGGGAGACGUUCAUCGGCUACCUCGCGAACAUCACCGAGAGCGGGCAGGCGUACGAUAGCUCCGCGCUGAGCAGCCAGAUGUUCGCGAUUGGCGAGGCGUGGGAUGCGGAGACGCUGAACCUGAGUACGCUGAUCAACGGCGACGCUUUGAGCGUCGUGCAGGGGAUCAUGCAGGACUACAUUUAAGAGGGAUCAUUCGGUACUAUGGACUAGGGAAUAUUCUGCAUACGCACUCAUUCCGUUGCAGCACUUUGUGGGUAGAGUCUAGACUAAACUACACAGUAUAAUCUAGACAUUUUUCUCUCUGCAAUCUGCAUUCUGCAUGCCUGUAACAAGUAUGAGAACGACAGAAGCGGUCGGUGACGGGGAUAAGUAGCUACGUUGCAUCCGAUGUUCGUUGUACUUGUCAGUCUAGCAAGCCGCAAAUGUGCUGCUGUAGUCACUUUGCUGUCACACAUCUGAUUACUGGGUCAAUGAGGUUGUCUAGCA